AUGAUCAAACCGGAGACAGCGAAUUCUACGAUGGCCGAGUGGAAGACAUGGAUCACCGCUACCUUUAUCUGGAUGUACAUUGGUACCCAAGACGCCUGGGCUGUAUUUAUAAUCGUUCUGCACUUCUCCAAAUACUGCAACAUGAAACUGGGAAAACCAAAUGAAAAACCUGAAUUCAACGAAGCGACCUACUUCACCAUGCUGUUUGCCGCUGGGUAUGUUUACACCAGUUAUUAUUUUAGUUAGUACAAUUCGAGCAAUAAUUCCUCAUUCGAAUUAUUUUUGUAAAAGACGUUUUAGAUGGAGCGAAACUGGUCGAACGGCUGGUGAGAACGAUAAUAUUUCUCGCUUAUCAGAACGCUGAUUUUUUUAUACGGUAUAAAAAAUAUGCGAAGGAUAUCAAAAUCUCUCCUACUUCUUUAAAAUAUAAAAUAAGAUAAAGAAGGCGAUUUCAUGAUGAUAUUUCCUCAGAGUUCUCAGAGUGAAAUUCCAAUUAUUUCAUUCGCACAUGCUCAGUAACGCUCAUAGCAAGUAAAACUACUUUCCUCGGGUUAUAGUACAACUUCCCAUAUGAGGAAGUAAAAUUACUAUGAUAUCGUCACGCGUGAUAACCUGCCACUCAACGUGUCAAAUGAAUAUAAACUAUUAAAAGCAUUGUUUACAGACCGCAGAAAAGCUGCGCGUUAUUUAUGCAGUUACACUCUCAGAGUGAUUUUACGAGCCAGCCACAUAGGGAAAUUCCUUCAUUUUCUAAAGGGCUUAGGUUGAAUAUGUAUUAUGGAAAAAGCUGUUAUUUUCGUUAUUUUCGAGCGGUACCGACCCGACUUAAUGGUAUAUAUUUUUUGAAAAGAUAAAAUGUCCUAGGUUAGACUUUGAACUGCAUUCGAAUGAAUGAACGGCUACUCUUGUAAAUCAAAUAUUUUACAACUUUGAAGUUGAUAGAAAUCACUUUAGUUGUACGGGAUUCAGGGAAUAAUGUCAUUUAUGUUGUUACGAUCAGGGACCAUUUAACUGCGCCUAACUGAUAACGACAAGCAAUGAUUUUUAUAGAAUCGCAUAACUGAAUAAAAUCUCGCAUUCUGAUUGGUCAAGUAUUUAGCGUGGAAUUGAGAGUUGAUUUUGUUUCGCAUCUAAGUAAACCUAACAACCAUCGUCAAAGUGUAACAAUGUUUUCUACAAUGUCAUUUUAGAGUGUUUUCAAAACAAUUUUCACCUUUUGAAGAGCCAAAAACAAUCGAAAGCGUUUUUCAAAGCAAAUCAGAGGUUCUUCCCUGUUUUGAAACAAAAUUCAAAUUCUUGGAGAGGCAUAAAAAACCUCUUUCGCUCGCGAGGACGAGAAAGCGAGAAAAUCCUGCUCAGAAAAUGGCAAGCAAAAGUGCAACCAAACAAGACGAAGAAGGGACAACGGAAGAAGUGCCAGGGUCGAUUGUCAUAUAUAUAGAGGAAGAAAUAAAUUAA
Pocillopora meandrina is the source of this 1458-nucleotide messenger RNA. The record is from the annotation of a GenBank genome assembly. NCBI's taxonomy places the organism in Eukaryota, Metazoa, Cnidaria, Anthozoa, Scleractinia, Pocilloporidae.